AUGGUCUUGCUGAGCACGUUGCUGUCGCUCGCGGGUCUCGCGGCCGCCCAUCCCGCGCGCGGACCUGCCUCCUCCCCGCAGUGGAAGAAUCGCGCGGCGGCUCUCAGCAGUUAUCGGUUCGGGGCUGCGUCGACCUAUACUUCUUUUGACGUCUUACCGGCCAAGGACUCUCAACGCAUCAGGCGGGAACGUGAUGGCGCCGUUGACUAUGUUGACAUCGCGACACGAACCCUUCGGGAGGCUAUUCCCAGCGCUGCGUUUCGAUUGAUAGAUGAUGCUUAUGUGGGAACCAACGGUGUUGCACACGUUCAUUUUCAGCAGACUGUUGAUGGUGUGGAUGUGGAUGAUGCCAGCUUCAAUGUCAACAUCCUCGAGAACGGGACUGUUCUGUCUUUUGGAAACUCUUUUGCCAAGCAAGAUCUGCACAGAAGAAACUACGGAGAUAUAGAGCGCGACCCUCUCGUGGCCUUCAAGAACGCCGUCGAACUCUUGAAUCUCCCCAUCAGCGACGCCUCGAGCGCCACCGCGGAGCCAACUGACGAGGCAGGGCUGUUCGUCAUCCGAGGUACUAAAGGCUCGUCCUUAGACCCGAAAGCCAAGCUGGCCUAUGUCCGACAUGAAGAGACUGUUUUGCUAGUCUGGAGGCUGGAGACCAACAUUGAUGAUAACCAGCUCCUCGUUUACGUAGACGCCGACACCGGGACGUCAGUCUCCGGCGUAUACGAUUCUGUGAAGACUGCGAGCUACGAAGUCUACCCAUGGGGAUCCGGCAACCCGACAGAGGUAGAUCGCAAGCUCGUGGUCAACCCGGAAACCACGGCCUCGUCACCAUUCGGUUGGCAUUCCGAUGGGACUCAGAGCUUCACAACGCUGCGCGGCAACAAUGCCUUCAUCACCUACCCUGGGGGCAGCACGCCCGCCAAUUCUCCGUCCCUCGUCUUCUCCUACCCCUACUCGCCAGUCGCCAGCGGCCAGCGGUACACCGAAGCAUCCGCCGCGCAGGGUUUCUACACUGUCAACAAGUUCCAUGACAUCCUGUAUGCUCUCGGCUUCAACGAGCCUGCGGGCAACUUCCAGACGAACAACAACGGCAAGGGCGGAGCAGCCGGAGACCCCCUCAACCUCACCAUCCAAACCAUGACCGGAACGGCCUUCAUUACCAUACCCGCAGACGGAACCAGUCCUCGGAUCCAGAUGAGCAUCUGGUCCGGCAGCCUCGCGCGCGACAGCGUGUUCGACACGACAGUCCUCCUCCACGAGUACAUGCACGGCGUGACGGCCCGGCUCGUCGGCGGCCCAGGCAGCGGGCGGUGCCUCAGCAACAUGGACGGCCUCUCGAUCGACGAGGGCUUCUCGGACCUUGUGCCCACGAUCCUGCGCGUCAAGGCCGGCGACACGCGCAGCAAGGACUACACCAUUGCCGACUGGGUGACGGGCCAGCCGGUGGGACUGCGGUCGCACUACAUCUCGACGAGCCUGGCGACGACGCCGCUGACGUUCGAAUCGCUGAACCGGCUCGUCGUCUCGGGGGGCUUCGACCUGGCCACCGUCUGGGCGUCGGCCUUCUACGACAUCUUCUGGAACCUGGCCGACGCGCACGGCAUCGGCGACGUCGACAGCGUCGUGCUCGACGCGGCCGGCGUGCCGAGGGGCGCUCGGUACCUGCUUCUGAAGCUGAUCCUCGACAGCGAGGCCCUCAUGCCGUGCAACGCGAACCAUCUCCAGGCGCGAGAUGCGUUGCUGGAGGCCGAGCGCGUCCUGACGGCAGGCGCUAACCGGUGUGCCAUCUGGAAGGGGUUUGCGCGGCGAGGGUUCGGGCAGGACGCGACGGUGGGUAGUGGCACGCAAGGUCGUGUAAAUGGAUUUGCGGUCCCGUCUGGGUGCUAG
This is a messenger RNA of Verticillium alfalfae VaMs.102, 1887 nucleotides long. Its product is annotated as extracellular elastinolytic metalloproteinase. Gene Ontology annotation, molecular function: metalloendopeptidase activity; zinc ion binding. The record is from RefSeq and is a predicted model, not a curated record. NCBI's taxonomy places the organism in Eukaryota, Fungi, Ascomycota, Sordariomycetes, Glomerellales, Plectosphaerellaceae. The coding region runs from base 1 to 1887 and encodes 628 amino acids. The transcript has 3 exons.